This is a messenger RNA of Ramularia collo-cygni, 612 nucleotides long. RefSeq lists its product as uncharacterized. NCBI's taxonomy places the organism in Eukaryota, Fungi, Ascomycota, Dothideomycetes, Mycosphaerellales, Mycosphaerellaceae. The coding region runs from base 1 to 612 and encodes 203 amino acids. The transcript is spliced from 3 exons. The record is from RefSeq and is a predicted model, not a curated record.
AUGAUGAUGCAGCACGUGCCCGAGGGUACGCACGCUCAACAAACCUGCUCAUCCACGAGCGAGCAGCAGCUCAACAAUCAGAGAUAUGCUGCUGCAGCCGCCAGCGCAAAGAACCUCACGCCUCCUCCUAGCCAUGCUGGAACUCCCAGAAGCUCCACGGGGAUGAGCUUGCCAGCUAGUCUGGCGUAUGAUGAUUCACGAAGACGAUAUGUUGCACCAGCAUUGAAUCGGGCAUUCUCGUCCGAGGAUGAAGACGAGCUUGAUGACAGGCUAGAAGACGACGAUUCCACGACUUCAAGCUUGUUUCCUUCAUCCAUGUACCGGAUUCGAGCGGUGUCGAAAAGAAACCCGGCACGCACGCGUUCCGAAUCCUCAUCCUCACUCUCACAACCAGCGGGCAGCGUCUCGCGGAUGCCAGACUCUUCAGCCUCGCGACCUGAUUCUGGCAAAGAAUCACGAUCGAUGACGCCGGACAUGAUGACUGCUUCCGCACCCAUGUCUGCUGCUUUUGCUCGACUGAACCACAAGGAUGCUCCUGAAAGAAUGCAACGAGGGAGAUCGUUGCCUCUUAGCCAGAAUCUGGGAGCGAAGAUGUUCGAGGGUGCUGCCUAG